GAUAGUGCACCUCUAAAAACAACUAGCAAUUUUUUGGUGUCCUGUCCCGUUUUCUUUGCGCACACUUUCCGACACCAAAUUUAAAGCAUGGAACAAAUGGAGGUCGACGUGGACAUGUCGGCAAAGCCGAGCACCUCAUCAUCGGCGGCCGCAACCGCAGCAGCUGCCGCCAGCAGCAACAAACCAGAGGCACAGCCCAAGGGUAAUAAUGUUAUGGCCGCACAGGGCACAACCGGCUCGGUGACAAUCUCGCUCCAUCCGCUGGUCAUAAUGAACAUAUCGGAGCACUGGACACGCUUCCGGGCGCAGCACGGGGAGCCGCGUCAGGUCUACGGGGCGCUGAUUGGCAAACAAAAGGGACGAAACAUUGAAAUAAUGAACUCGUUCGAACUCAAGACCGAUGUGAUUGGGGACGAGACGAUAAUCAACAAAGACUACUACAACAAAAAGGAGCAGCAGUACAAGCAGGUAUUCAGCGACCUCGACUUCAUUGGCUGGUAUACGACGGGCGAGAAUCCCACAGCGGACGACAUAAAAAUCCAGAAACAGAUAGCCGCCAUCAACGAGUGCCCCAUCAUGCUGCAACUGCACCCGUUGUCGCGCAGCGUGGAUCAGCUGCCGUUGAAGCUGUUCGAGUCGCUGAUCGAUCUGGUGGAUGGAGAGGCGACCAUGCUGUUUGUGCCGCUGACCUACACACUGGCCACCGAGGAGGCGGAGCGCAUUGGUGUCGAUCAUGUGGCCCGCAUGACCUCCAACGAGUCCGGCGAGAAGAGUGUGGUCGCCGAGCACCUGGUGGCCCAGGACAGUGCCAUUAAAAUGCUCAAUACACGCAUCAAAAUCGUUCUGCAGUACAUCAAAGAUGUGGAGGCAGGCAAGCUGAAAGCAAACCAGGAGAUUCUGCGCGAAGCGUACGCCCUGUGCCACCGGCUGCCAGUGAUGCAGGUGCCCGCCUUCCAGGAGGAGUUCUACACGCAAUGCAACGACGUGGGCCUGAUCAGCUAUCUGGGAACACUGACCAAGGGAUGCAACGAUAUGCAUCACUUUGUUAACAAAUUCAAUAUGCUCUACGACCGCCAGGGAUCAUCGCGCCGCAUGCGCGGACUAUACUACUGAACGAAUGAUGAUUUUUUAAAUGCCGAUGUGUGUGUGUGUGUGUGGUGUGUAUGUUGAUGUACAAUUAAAGCGUCAACAUUGCAUACGUACAAAUGUG
Messenger RNA from Drosophila obscura, 1210 nucleotides. RefSeq names its product COP9 signalosome complex subunit 6 (gene CSN6). The transcript has 2 exons. NCBI's taxonomy places the organism in Eukaryota, Metazoa, Arthropoda, Insecta, Diptera, Drosophilidae. The record is from RefSeq and is a predicted model, not a curated record. Gene Ontology annotation, cellular component: COP9 signalosome. Gene Ontology annotation, molecular function: metallopeptidase activity; protein binding. The coding region runs from base 88 to 1113 and encodes 341 amino acids. Gene Ontology annotation, biological process: protein deneddylation.